CUGGCUUUACUGAAUUAACUAGCUGUGUCUGCUGUCUAGUUGGACCAGAUUUAGCUAGAUAAUGGGGUAGAGAAUAGUUGAGCGGUGCUGUGUGUAGCUUGAACUGUACUGGCUGGCAAGAAUCUAGUAAGCACCCUAUGCACUGAUAACUCGUCAGAAUGGAGGGUAUGUUCUAGGGAUCUGGACAGCUGUACAUCCAAAGGAGCCAGGGAGUGCCAAUCAUCUUCUCCCAGUCUCUGACACGCUAAACAAAAGGAGCUAGAACUGGGAGUCCCAGCUAGAAUUGCUAGCCGGAUCUAGACUAAUAGAAUGACUUGGAGGCGUGGUGAGGCCGGAUCCACACUAAUUGAUCGACCUAAAGACGCUCCUGUUCCAGAUUUCACGAAUGGCAAGGAAAGGGUUAUUUUUCAAAACUUUUGAAUCCAAAUGGAGCUGAUUGGACUCCUUGACACUGUCAGCGAGCUUGAGCACACUGUCAGAGAGCUUGAGGAGGACCAGGAAGUCUGUUAUGACCAUGACGAGCCCAGUGAUGACGAUUUUGAGACAGAUCUGGAGAGUGAUUCAGAUGCUGCAGUGGAGGAUGAUGACGAAAUGGUCGAUGGCAUGGCUCCGACUCCCAAACGGAGGAAGCUGGCGAGGGACAAUGGACUCCAAAAAGCUAAGUCCACAGGAAGAUACCCCGUCUUUGGCGGUGUGGUCGGUCCUGUCGAUCAACUUGAUCCGUCUGUAACUCCAUGCCUAGAUUUUGUUAAGUUACUUUGGCCCGAUAGUUUGUGUGAGUACAUAGCCGAACAGACCAACCUGUACGCUAGGCAGUGUGGUGCUAAGGGUUGGUCAGCUACAAACAGUGCCGAAUUGUGGGUGUUUUUGGGGAUUGUACUAGAGAUGGGCAUUCAUAGGCUCCCUGAAAUUACGGACUACUGGUCCAAGGAUCCCCUUUUAGGUGUACAAUGUGUGAGCAAUGUAAUGUCGCUCAAAAGGUUCCAAAGUUUAUGGCGGUAUCUGCACUGUGAGGACAAUACGUCCAUCACUGAUGCACGUAAGGUAACUAGCAAGCUAAAAACUGUUUUAGAGACUCUUAAAGCCAACUACUUCAUGAGGUAUAAUCCCAGUCAGGAGCUUUCCGUUGAUGAGAUGAUGAUAAAGUACAAGGGUCGUAAAAGCGGGAAAAUUCAUAUGCCCAAGAAGCCUGUUAAACUGGGGUUCAAGGUAUGGUGCUGCUCAUGUUCAUGCUGUGGGUAUCUCUGUGUGUUUGAUGUAUACAGUGGUAAGCUCACCGAUUCCUCUGGGAAAAAGAUAGCUGUGAAAGGGCUUGUGAAAAAUGUAGUCCAUCGUUUACUCACUCCUUUUUAUGGUCAUCAGCAUGUUGUGUACAUGGACAACUUUUACACGUCCGGUCCAUUGAUAGAAGAGUUGGCUAAGCAAAAUGUGUUUACUGUCGGCACAAUUUUGAAGAAUGCUGCUGGUUUCCCAGCAAGUCUUAAGGAUGUGGUACUCGACAAAGGUGACUAUACGUCCAUGACUGUUGGUGAUAUUUCUUACUCUAUGUUUAACGACCGUAGAGUUGUGUCCUUUGCAACAAAUGUGUUCCCUGACCAUAUGCCCCACACUGUAAUGCGAAUGCACAAAGACGGUACCCUACGCUCUCAGAGUGUCCCCCCCUGUCUCCCUGCAUAUAACAUGUACAUGGGAGGAGUUGACAAUACAGGGCGUAUGAGGAAAACCUAUGGGUACGAUAGAAAGUGUCGGCGGUAUUGGUUCAGGAUUUUCUUUCAAUUCCUUGACGUUAGUGUGAAUAAUGCAUACAUUCUAUACAGGCACAACUGUGUCAGGGUGGGUUCAAAGGCCAUGCCUUUGAAAGGGUUUCGAUUGGAACUAAUUCAUAGUCUAUUGGGUGUGCCACGUACUCGUAGCAGUGCCUCAGGUCUGGCCAGUCUAAAUAUCGUUUUCCCCCCAUCACAGGGCGCACGUGUGAGUGCAAAUAGUGUCGGAGUGUCUCGUGGGCGCUGUCAAGUGUGUGUUCGGGAGAAGAUCCCUAGCAGAGAGCAGCAACACACUGCAAUGGCAUGUCCCCACUGUCGCAUAAGAAUAUGCAAAGGACACUCUGUUAUCGGACACACAUGUGCUAGCUAAUGUGCUGUGUGACUGAUUUUUGUUAGAUGGUACUCUCCUGGUCUAAAUUGGCCUUGGAGAGGGGAGGAAAGGGGUAUUAUUUCAAUGAUUAAUAAAAUUGUGAUAAAGAAUUCAGUUGUAUAUGAGAGGCCCUAACCCACUCUGUUGUAAAUUCUGUUGUAAUUAUUUUUCAAAACUUUUGAAUCCAAAUGGAGCUGAUUGGACUCCUUGACACUGUCAGCGAGCUUGAGCACACUGUCAGAGAGCUUGAGGAGGACCAGGAAGUCUGUUAUGACCAUGACGAGCCCAGUGAUGACGAUUUUGAGACAGAUCUGGAGAGUGAUUCAGAUGCUGCAGUGGAGGAUGAUGACGAAAUGGUCGAUGGCAUGGCUCCGACUCCCAAACGGAGGAAGCUGGCGAGGGACAAUGGACUCCAAAAAGCUAAGUCCACAGGAAGAUACCCCGUCUUUGGCGGUGUGGUCGGUCCUGUCGAUCAACUUGAUCCGUCUGUAACUCCAUGCCUAGAUUUUGUUAAGUUACUUUGGCCCGAUAGUUUGUGUGAGUACAUAGCCGAACAGACCAACCUGUACGCUAGGCAGUGUGGUGCUAAGGGUUGGUCAGCUACAAACAGUGCCGAAUUGUGGGUGUUUUUGGGGAUUGUACUAGAGAUGGGCAUUCAUAGGCUCCCUGAAAUUACGGACUACUGGUCCAAGGAUCCCCUUUUAGGUGUACAAUGUGUGAGCAAUGUAAUGUCGCUCAAAAGGUUCCAAAGUUUAUGGCGGUAUCUGCACUGUGAGGACAAUACGUCCAUCACUGAUGCACGUAAGGUAACUAGCAAGCUAAAAACUGUUUUAGAGACUCUUAAAGCCAACUACUUCAUGAGGUAUAAUCCCAGUCAGGAGCUUUCCGUUGAUGAGAUGAUGAUAAAGUACAAGGGUCGUAAAAGCGGGAAAAUUCAUAUGCCCAAGAAGCCUGUUAAACUGGGGUUCAAGGUAUGGUGCUGCUCAUGUUCAUGCUGUGGGUAUCUCUGUGUGUUUGAUGUAUACAGUGGUAAGCUCACCGAUUCCUCUGGGAAAAAGAUAGCUGUGAAAGGGCUUGUGAAAAAUGUAGUCCAUCGUUUACUCACUCCUUUUUAUGGUCAUCAGCAUGUUGUGUACAUGGACAACUUUUACACGUCCGGUCCAUUGAUAGAAGAGUUGGCUAAGCAAAAUGUGUUUACUGUCGGCACAAUUUUGAAGAAUGCUGCUGGUUUCCCAGCAAGUCUUAAGGAUGUGGUACUCGACAAAGGUGACUAUACGUCCAUGACUGUUGGUGAUAUUUCUUACUCUAUGUUUAACGACCGUAGAGUUGUGUCCUUUGCAACAAAUGUGUUCCCUGACCAUAUGCCCCACACUGUAAUGCGAAUGCACAAAGACGGUACCCUACGCUCUCAGAGUGUCCCCCCCUGUCUCCCUGCAUAUAACAUGUACAUGGGAGGAGUUGACAAUACAGGGCGUAUGAGGAAAACCUAUGGGUACGAUAGAAAGUGUCGGCGGUAUUGGUUCAGGAUUUUCUUUCAAUUCCUUGACGUUAGUGUGAAUAAUGCAUACAUUCUAUACAGGCACAACUGUGUCAGGGUGGGUUCAAAGGCCAUGCCUUUGAAAGGGUUUCGAUUGGAACUAAUUCAUAGUCUAUUGGGUGUGCCACGUACUCGUAGCAGUGCCUCAGGUCUGGCCAGUCUAAAUAUCGUUUUCCCCCCAUCACAGGGCGCACGUGUGAGUGCAAAUAGUGUCGGAGUGUCUCGUGGGCGCUGUCAAGUGUGUGUUCGGGAGAAGAUCCCUAGCAGAGAGCAGCAACACACUGCAAUGGCAUGUCCCCACUGUCGCAUAAGAAUAUGCAAAGGACACUCUGUUAUCGGACACACAUGUGCUAGCUAAUGUGCUGUGUGACUGAUUUUUGUUAGAUGGUACUCUCCUGGUCUAAAUUGGCCUUGGAGAGGGGAGGAAAGGGGUAUUAUUUCAAUGAUUAAUAAAAUUGUGAUAAAGAAUUCAGUUGUAUAUGAGAGGCCCUAACCCACUCUGUUGUAAAUUCUGUUGUAAUUAUCUCUUUCCUUGGCAAUCUGUUGUAGAAAUUACAACAAUGGGUAAGGAAUCGUUAUGAUGAAUUAGAUGAAGUUGUAUGUGAGCUCCUCCCUGACAAACAAACUGUAGUCUAGGUAACCGCCUUAUCAGUCAAGUAGGCUAAAAAUCUGUGUCCUUUGAUGUAAGCUUUGAUGUCUCUUUGUGCAUAUGUAGUUAUAAAAAAAAAAAAAAAAAAAAAGAAA
Messenger RNA from Halichondria panicea, 4414 nucleotides. Its product is annotated as piggyBac transposable element-derived protein 4-like. The record is from RefSeq and is a predicted model, not a curated record. NCBI's taxonomy places the organism in Eukaryota, Metazoa, Porifera, Demospongiae, Suberitida, Halichondriidae. The coding region runs from base 2322 to 4028 and encodes 568 amino acids. The transcript is spliced from 3 exons.